Messenger RNA from Arabis nemorensis, 261 nucleotides. The record is from the annotation of a GenBank genome assembly. NCBI's taxonomy places the organism in Eukaryota, Viridiplantae, Streptophyta, Magnoliopsida, Brassicales, Brassicaceae.
AUGGCUUUUGAAAAAGUGUUAAUAGCAAACAACACGUCGGUUGUUCAAGACGAUGUUCUUGCUCAGAGGAUCGGUCUUAUUCCAAUUGCCGCAGAUCCAAGGCUCUUUGAGUAUUUAUCCGUUUUAUCYGACCAAUUGAUUUGGUUACCAAAUGGAAGUGAGUUGGUUAAAGAAUCAGGAGGUGAAACCUCAAAGCCAAAAACUUACACUUCGUUCAGUCGUAGGCAAGAUUCCUUCCCUGAAUUUGCUGAUUCACCCUAA